This is a messenger RNA of Balearica regulorum gibbericeps (East African grey crowned-crane), 822 nucleotides long. It is a transcript of the gene MPG, whose product is annotated as N-methylpurine DNA glycosylase. The record is from RefSeq and is a predicted model, not a curated record. Gene Ontology annotation, molecular function: alkylbase DNA N-glycosylase activity; DNA binding. NCBI's taxonomy places the organism in Eukaryota, Metazoa, Chordata, Aves, Gruiformes, Gruidae. Gene Ontology annotation, biological process: base-excision repair.
AUGCCAAGAAAAAGAAAGCUGUUGGCUCAAUUAAGUGCGCUCCAAAGCAACUCCAGCUUCCUUCCUUUUGAUGCCUUGGAGAACCUGAACGCUACGCCUGAUGGGGAUUCUUCUCCAAAAAGCAGCAAAUAUUUUGCGGUAGAGAAAAAAAUUUCUUCCCGGCUAGAAGCAGAUUUUUUCAACCAGCCCUGUAUUAGUCUGGCCAAGUCCUUUCUGGGACAGAUUUUAGUUCGCACACUUCCUGAUGGCAGAGAACUCUGGGGGAGGAUUGUUGAAACAGAAGCCUAUCUGGGUGGGGAAGAUGAAGCUUCCCACUCAAAAGGUGGGAAGCAAACUCAACGGAACGCAGCAAUGUUCAUGAAACCAGGAACUUUGUACGUGUAUCAGAUCUAUGGGAUUUACUUCUGCGUGAAUGUUUCCAGCCAAGGGGAAGGGGCCGCAGUCUUGCUUCGCUCUUUGGAGCCUCUUCGGGGUUUAGAAGCGAUGAGAGAGCUGCGCAGUGCUUCAAGGAAAGGACCCACGAAGCCGCUGAAGGACUGGCAGCUGUGUAACGGGCCCUCCAAGCUCUGCCAAGCAUUUGGGAUUGAUAAGGCUUUUGACCAAAGGGACCUGACUCAAGAUGCAGCCAUCUGGAUGGUGCCUGGACGUGACCUGCCAGGGGAGCAGGACGUGGUAGCCACAACAAGGAUUGGCAUUGGCAACAGGGGAGAGUGGGCACAGAAACCUCUCAGGUUUUAUUUACGAGGAAACAAAUUUGUGAGCGUUGUAGACAAGAAAACAGAGAGAGAGAUGGCAGCAAUGGGACACUUGCAGCUGACUUGA